Molecule: messenger RNA, 1467 nt
Organism: Plasmodium inui San Antonio 1
Lineage: Eukaryota; Apicomplexa; Aconoidasida; Haemosporida; Plasmodiidae
Exons: 1
Coding region: 1-1467 (488 amino acids)
Source: RefSeq, a predicted model, not a curated record
AUGAAGGAGUCAACUUCGCACCAGGAAGUUCGCCACAGUUACGUAGAGAAACUCCCCUUCGUAAAAAAUGCCGAAAGUUCACACAGAUUGGACAUAAAAGACCAAGUGGAGAAAUGCGAAAGGGACAAAAAAAACAUAAAAAGAGAAAUGUACAAAUUUAUUAGCGGCAUAAAAAAGGGACAUAAACAAAGUCAUCACGUGAAUUAUAACCUUGGUGUUUUCUGCAGGACGGCUCCACCCUAUGUGAAUAUCUCCUCAUGGAGCACUCAAGGUGGAGGUACCAUAAAUGGACAUCGACGCGAACCCCAGAGAGGCUGUAGCACUCCAAAGGAGAGGAACUCUAAGAAGAGCACCUUCCCUUGCAGGGAUUACGAAAAUGAGGAAGAUUUGAAGAAGCAUAACUUUUUAUUCAAUCGACAUGAGUCCCAGGAAAGGGGAUCUCAGAAUUACCUCCACGCAUUUCUCAAAAGUACGGACUUGCAUCGUUCAUCCAUUUUUGAUGAUUACACCAAUGGAGGACGCGCAGCCAGUUGGGGAAUGUUCCAGUCAGAAGGGCUUUCCCUUUUGGGGGGAAAAAAGUUAUAUGAGGAGAUACACCAAGAUUGUUCCAAAGCUGGAGUGAGUCCACGUUGGGGGGAUCCAUGUGGGGAAUUCCCCCCCUGUGGGGUUAUCCUCUCUGGAGUCACUUCCUCACGGAAGAGGCUGAAGGUUGAUCUGAAAAGCAGGGCUCUACACGGGCAGAAUCGAAGCAGACACCAGAAAAGUAGCAGCAACUGUUCCAACGAGUCGACAAAAAUCAUCGACCAGUUUGUGAAAAGCAUCGAAAGGAAUCAGUCAGGGGAAAAGGAAAAGAAAGAAAAGAUGGACGGGGAAAAAGUAAAUUUUGGCGAGGUAAAUUUUGGCGCGGUCCCCCCAGAGGGUACCGCCGUACACGGAAUGAACAUCCAAAAUUUGAGCAUCCCUGAUGGGGACACAAUUAGAACGAGGAGGAGUAAAACCGACGCUGUUUGUCAUGCCGCUUAUCAGGCCGCUGAUCAGGACGCUCAUCACGACGCUGACCAGGACGCCUCAAUGGUGCUUCAAGAAUACAAACAGAUGAUAAAGGACAAUAAAAAAAUGCUGAACCUGCUGCAAAGAGUCAUGCACCACAUUGAACUAACGAACAGGAGCAGCGAAGUAAAUAAAAAAAUUGAAAAAGGUAUAAGUACGUACUUGAGGAAAGUCGAAAGGAUGGUAAGCAAAUAUAGGGAAGCGCUGGAAUGUAAUGAUUUUAACAGAACUAGAAGAUUGCAUCGCCACUUUAGGGCCAACGAAAUGGUGAUGUUAAGAUAUGUACUGAACUAUGUCAUCGAUCUUAUGCGUAUCGUAAGGUACCAGUGCAGGGACCUUCGGCGGAAAAUCGAGCGAGAAAUUUGCGAGGUGCAGCGGGCAAUUUGGCGACCCCCCGGCUGGUCGCUCCCUCCAUGA